UGCCCACGGGCGCUGAAGGUGCCCUCCUACCUGAACUACCGCUUCCUGGGGGAGAAGGACUGCGGGGCACCCUGCGAGCCCGGCCGCCUCUACGGGCUCAUGUACUUCGGGCCCGAGGAGCUGCGCUUCUCCCGCACCUGGAUCGGCAUCUGGUCGGUGCUCUGCUGCGCCUCCACCCUCUUCACCGUCCUCACCUACCUGGUGGACAUGAAGCGAUUCAGCUACCCCGAGCGGCCCAUCAUCUUCCUCUCGGGCUGCUACCCGCUGGCCGCCUGGGCCGUGCCGGCCAUCAAGACGAUCACCAUCCUGGCCUUGGGGCAGGUGGACGGGGACGUGCUCAGCGGUGUCUGCUUUGUGGGCAUCAACAAUGUGGACGCCCUGCGGGGCUUCGUGCUGGCUCCCUUGUUCGUCUACCUGUUCAUCGGCACCUCCUUCCUGCUGGCCGGCUUCGUGUCCCUCUUCAGGAUCCGGACCAUCAUGAAGCACGAUGGCACCAAAACGGAAAAGCUGGAGAAGCUCAUGGUGAGGAUAGGCAUCUUCAGUGUCCUCUACACAGUGCCGGCCACCAUCGUCAUUGCCUGCUAUUUUUAUGAGCAAGCUUUUAGGGAACAGUGGGAGAGGAGCUGGGUCACGCAGAGCUGUAAGAGCUACGCCAUCCCCUGCCCCAACAACCACAGCAGCCACCACCCGCCCAUGAGCCCCGACUUCACCGUCUUCAUGAUCAAGUAUCUCAUGACCUUAAUCGUGGGCAUCACCUCGGGCUUCUGGAUCUGGUCUGGGAAAACCCUGAACUCCUGGAGGAAGUUUUACACCAGGCUCACCAACAGCAAGCAGGGCGAGACCACCGUCUGAGACCCCUACCCACCGGGCCAGGGGGAUGGCGGGUGGCUGGAGGACCGGGGCUCUGCCUUGGGAAGCAGCUCCUUAUCCAGCCCGGGCAAACUUUGGGGACCGCGAGUUGCUUCCGCAGGC
Molecule: messenger RNA, 972 nt
Organism: Fulmarus glacialis (Northern fulmar)
Lineage: Eukaryota; Metazoa; Chordata; Aves; Procellariiformes; Procellariidae
Product: frizzled-1
Exons: 2
Biological process (GO): canonical Wnt signaling pathway; non-canonical Wnt signaling pathway
Cellular component (GO): plasma membrane
Molecular function (GO): Wnt receptor activity; Wnt-protein binding
Source: RefSeq, a predicted model, not a curated record